CUGCGCGGGAGGCUGCAGAGCUGCAGUGGUGAAGCGGCUCGGUGACCGCUCCGCUCUCGGGGGCUGGGCUUCUGCACACAGCGUGAUGUGAAAGCGUUGCAGACUGGAGUGGGACCACACCAGAGGAGAGCACGGAGAGAGAGAGAGAGAGAGCGGACUGCCACGGGAGGAAGGUUUCUUUUGCCUUUUUAGUCUUUAAAAAGUGACCAUCAUGAUCGUCGUGAUUGAGGACCAGGAGGCCUUUGACAAAGCUCUGGUUGAAGCUGGAGACAAGCUGGUCGUGGUUGACUUCACAGCCACGUGGUGUGGGCCCUGUCAGAGCAUCGCUCCCUUCUACAAAGGUCUGUCUGAAAAAGAAGGCAAUGCCAGCGUGGUCUUCCUCAAGGUAGAUGUGGAUGAUGCACAGGAUGUGGCUCAGUCUUGUGAGAUCAAAUGUAUGCCGACAUUCCAUUUCUACAAAAACGGAAAGAAGGUCGACGAGUUUUCUGGCUCCAACCAGGCUAAACUGGAAGAGUUGGUGAACACUCACAAAUGAAGAGAGGAGCAGACACAAAGCAUGAAUAUAACAUUGGCCCAAAUAUACCAGCUCUCUACAUCCCUUAAAUUUACUACUAACAAGUGCAGAUUUUGUUACUUAAUGAACUUUAGUCACAUGACAGCAAGGUAGAAGUGGUCUGUUAAAACAUGCUUGCCUUCCCAAAGUUCCUGAACUGCCAUAAAUAAUUAUCCAUAUUUUGUCUUUUUUUUCUUCCUCUUUAAACUGUGUAGCUCCACUUUUUAUUCCCAGUAAACUAACCUGUGUCACUGAAAUCAGGUUUAAUAAACAGACAGUUCUAUAGAGUACAAACA
Messenger RNA from Pygocentrus nattereri (red-bellied piranha), 849 nucleotides. RefSeq lists its product as uncharacterized. The transcript has 5 exons. Gene Ontology annotation, molecular function: protein-disulfide reductase activity. The record is from RefSeq and is a predicted model, not a curated record. The coding region runs from base 212 to 535 and encodes 107 amino acids. Lineage: Eukaryota; Metazoa; Chordata; Actinopteri; Characiformes; Serrasalmidae.